Molecule: messenger RNA, 921 nt
Organism: Talaromyces rugulosus
Lineage: Eukaryota; Fungi; Ascomycota; Eurotiomycetes; Eurotiales; Trichocomaceae
Exons: 2
Coding region: 1-921 (306 amino acids)
Source: RefSeq, a predicted model, not a curated record
AUGUCUACGGAUACGGCCUCCCCUUUUGAAGUCACCGCCGAAGCGGCGGCCCAGCUCAAACACAACGAGACGUUUCAGAACGUGCGGAAACGCAUGAAGCGAAAGGACAACGCGACCGACCUGUGCAGCUUCUGCCCCUUUCACACCGACGAGUGCAGCGAGCAGGCACUUGCCACCUUUCGCUUCCACCGCGACAUCAUAUAUGCGCUUCUUCUGCCCCUAUUCGAAGUCCACGACCGAGCCACCCAGACGGCAACGCGGGUGCUGGGUCGACGCAAGGGCGUCGAGCCAGAGCGUGCCUUUCGCGGCGAAGCCCGUGACGCCUUUACCUGGCUGCACUGUAUUCUGACCGAGGAGCAAGACUUUUGCCUGGCUGAAGGCUGCCCGGCCUGUAUCGUCUCGCAUGUGCUCUCGUCAGAGCCUACCAUUCGCCUCGUGACUGUCGCAUGUUUGCUGUGCGAUCUCUUGCCCGAAGCAGAACUAUGCGAGGUCCAGACGAUGAACCUGCCCAACUUUGUCUUUUGGUUGGAGACAAUGGAAAAGGCAGUAUGCGACGACCCUCUAUGGGGAGACCUGUUCUGGCCCGCCAUUGAGCAUCGCGCCAAGUGUCUGAGUCUCCAGAUCAAGCACCUAAUCAUACAAUGCGUCGAAUUCCGCACCGGCGCCGACCUGCAAAAGCCUUCAAUCAAGCCCUCGUGCGCAGUUACGAUGCGGCCUGACAAACGAGCAUACUGCAUGCAUGUGCAAAACAUCCCGGUUCAGCCAUCGGCCCUGGCACGGCGACAGCUGCACAUGGUGUUGGAGGAGCAGGAGCUAGCGUCCACAGUUCUGGUGAGCUACUGGGGCUCGAUGUGCAGGGCCGACCGGCGUCGCAAGAUGAUUUCGUCUAUCGAUCGCGCAUACGAGACGCCAACCACCUGA